Molecule: messenger RNA, 2080 nt
Organism: Lipotes vexillifer (Yangtze River dolphin)
Lineage: Eukaryota; Metazoa; Chordata; Mammalia; Artiodactyla; Lipotidae
Gene: SYT16
Product: synaptotagmin 16
Exons: 6
Coding region: 56-1990 (644 amino acids)
Molecular function (GO): phospholipid binding
Source: RefSeq, a predicted model, not a curated record
UCCAGAGUAUUGAAGGAAUGGAACAGGUGGACUUGUAGACAUCAGAUAGUUGGCCAUGCUGUUGACAAUGGCGUCUCAGGAUGCUCAGAACCUCUUCCAGCCUCUCUCUUCCUGGAUAUAUCGGGUUUAUGAAGCUCUCCAGCAAGCAGGAGAUACGUUAUCUGCUUUGCUGGUUAACUUCAACAAACAAGACUCUAAAUUGAGUGACAAGCUAGACCAGGACUUAGAUGAUAUUCAGAUUCAGGAAACUUACUUUGAAGAUGAAGGACAAAGCAGUUGGACUCAAGAGGACAUAAAUUCCUUGUUUCUUGAAGUGGAUCAUUUCUCCUGUUGUAACAGUGAUUUGCAGGACUCUGCCCAAAGUUCAAGCCCCAGACUUAGCCAGCAUGCAAAGGACUCCUGUUCCAUAGUGACCCAGUGGCCCAGUCAGACCCCUGAUGACCAAAAGCCACCACAUGUGCUUUCUUCUAUUGCCGAGGAAGAACAUCACCUUGAAAAGCAAAGGAGUGGCCUUCAACAGGGCUUUGACAGCCACCUCUCUGGUAGUUUAGAAAACGUUAAUGGAAAAAUGCAAGUUAACAACUUUGGAGUUGAUGAGAAGCUGCCCACAUCUUCUGACAGCGAUGAGGAGGUUAUCAAACAAUUUGAGAUUUCCGUGUCCCGGUCCCAGAGUUUCCGCUCGGGAGCAUCUGAGAAAGGAAAGCAGACAGGCCUGGAGCAUGAAGCAAAACCCAGCCGCUGGCUUUCCACCCACGAAGAGGCCAGCACCGAAGUGUCUGCCUGCGAAGGUUUGGAUGGAGCCAGCCAACUGACUUAUUCUGAGAAUCUGUCUUAUGGUGAAGAUGACCCCGUCUCUGCCCACUCACAGUCCCCUUGUGAGGUGGGGGACACCAGGCACCAUGGCGCAUCUCCCCAAGAGACCAGCGUGGUCCGCAGCCUCAGCCGGCAGUCCACACAGGGCAGCUUGGAGAUGGAGACAGCUUUUAAUAACCGGAGAUUUGAAGAUUCCUAUGCCACUGACAGCUCCUCCGUGUGGAGUCCAGAGGAACAGGAUGGAACCAAUUUUCAAGUGCCAUCUGGGGUCCUGGAGCCCAUCUCAAAAUGUGGUGGCCUGGAUGUCAUCUUUGAAUAUAGAGCUGCCAGCCAGAAGCUCACAGUGACCAUCAUAAGAGCACAGGGCCUCCCAGAUAAGGACCGAAGUGGCAUCAACUCUUGGCAAGUGCAUGUCGUGCUGCUGCCCAGUAAGAAACAGAGGGGCAGGACGAACAUACAGAGAGGGCCCAACCCCGUCUUCAAGGAGAAAGUCACCUUCGCCAAGCUGGAGCCCAGAGAUGUGGCUGCUUGUGCUGUCCGCUUCCGCCUGUACGCCACCCGCAAGAUGACCUGGGAGAGAAUGAUGGGCGAGAGGCUCUUCUAUCUCAGCCACCUGCACCAAGAAGGGGAAAUGAAAGUGACUCUGAUUCUGGAGCCAACAAGUAAUAUCAUUAGUGGAGAGUCUCCGCUCAGCCCAUCUGCAGUUUCUCACAGUGGCAGCGCUUCAUCCACGCAGUCGCUGUCGCAUGGAGGGGCGCCAGAGCUGCUGGUGGGGCUAUCAUACAAUGCCACAACGGGGCGAUUAUCCGUGGAGAUGAUCAAAGGCAGCCAUUUCCGAAACCUCGCGGUUAACAGAGUGCCUGAUACAUAUGGAAAGCUCUUUCUUCUCAGUUCUGUGGGUCAAGAGAUGUCCCGCUGCAAGACAUCCAUCCGACGUGGUCAGCCCAAUCCUGUCUAUAAGGAGACCUUUGUUUUCCAGGUGGCCCUCUUUCAGCUCUCUGACGUUACGUUGGUGAUUUCUAUGUAUAACAGGCGUACCAUGAAGCGUAAAGAGAUGAUUGGUUGGAUUGCUCUGGGUCAAAACAGUAGUGGAGGGGAGGAGCAAGACCAUUGGGAGGAAAUGAAGGAGACCAAAGGGCAGCAGGUCUGCAGGUGGCACACUUUACUCGAAUCCUAGGUUUGCCAAGAGGUGUUUGUGGGCUAUACCUACCCUGGUGACCCGUGUUUUGAGUACUGAUACCAACUCAGUGCUUGCUGGCAGGCUUUU